Drosophila innubila is the source of this 829-nucleotide messenger RNA. RefSeq names its product allergen Tab y 5.0101. The coding region runs from base 1 to 825 and encodes 274 amino acids. The transcript is spliced from 3 exons. The record is from RefSeq and is a predicted model, not a curated record. Lineage: Eukaryota; Metazoa; Arthropoda; Insecta; Diptera; Drosophilidae.
AUGAGAACAUAUCAAGUGCUGCAAGUUUACUGGCUAAUUGAUUUACUGAGUGCCGUUUCGGUAUUGCAAGGAAAGGAUGAAAAGAACAUUCCGUACUGUGAAGUGGGUCCUUGUUAUACUGUUAACUUACCUUGUGAUAACAAAGGAAAAGUCAAGCAAUGUUAUACAAAUGCUAAGCUAUUGAGGGAAAAGGACUACAGGUAUAUCCUUCAAGACACCUUUAAUAAGCUUAGGAAUAAUGUCGCUGGAGGAAAAACUUAUAGAAAUCUGCCGACAGCAGCACGCAUGGGUAGGAUGAUCUGGAAUAAGGAAUUGGCCUACUUUGCCAAACUGGAUGUGAGCCGAUGCGAAGUUAGUCCCAGACCCUGCAUGAGCUCAUCCAACUUCGAUCUGAUUAGUAGUCUAGCUGGUGUGACCGAAUAUGUACCUGACAAUUCCACCUCAAAGAUGGCCGAAGCGAUUCAGAGUAUCGCCCUCAAUUGGUUCAAGGAUAUUCGUAGCAUAACGCGUUUGGAUACGCUCCAUUUGGCUGUCGCAGCCAAAGAAAGUGGCAUCCUUUCAGCCGCAUUGCUGCUAAUUGAGCAUAACACUCAGUUCGGAUGCGCUGCUCUGCGCUAUUGGAAUGAUGUAUACUAUUAUGUUAUCCUUAGUUGCGUUUUUGGCACGGACAAUCAGGACGGUCAAUGGAUAUACAAAUGGGGUGUCAGUCCCGGUAUCAAUUGUCGAAGACAAGAUAAAACAUAUAUUAAUCUGUGCGCCAGAGGAGAAACCUAUGAGACAAAGAAACCAAAAACGCAUUUUGCUCGAAUAAGGAAAGAUUGGUAAAAAA